Penicillium angulare is the source of this 876-nucleotide messenger RNA. RefSeq lists its product as uncharacterized. The record is from RefSeq and is a predicted model, not a curated record. The transcript has 4 exons. Bases 1 to 876 code for a protein of 291 amino acids. NCBI's taxonomy places the organism in Eukaryota, Fungi, Ascomycota, Eurotiomycetes, Eurotiales, Aspergillaceae. Gene Ontology annotation, molecular function: nucleic acid binding.
AUGGCGAAGACGCAGGAGAAGAAACCUGCACCUGUCUCAUUCGACGACAUCAUCCGGACAGGUCGCCAAAAGAAACAAAAUGAACAAUUAGCGAAUCAAAUUCUCGGCAAGGGCCGCAGAGAUCGCCGCGCCAGUGCGCCCGGCGCAGGUAUCCAGAAAUCGCAAGCUGCGAAGCCGGGGAGCUUAGCUAGCCGCAUUACUAUGCCCAAGCGCUCUGCUUCUACCGCGAAUCUCCGUCCCAACAAGCCAAACCCAGCCUCCGUUGCUAUCCCCACCGGACCCAGAAGCAUGAAGAAUGGAAACCGGAACCGUGUCGCCAAUCCUCAGAGAUUACAGAAUGUAAUCGAGUCCGGUUCUAGUCAAAUGACGGUUCACGCUCCGAAGAGGGGCGGUCUGUCCAUCAAGGGCGCAUCCGGGCCCUUCAUAGUGAUCGGCAGCAAUUUUGCGCCAGGUACCACCGCUGCUGAUAUCGAGUCCGCCUUAGAAUCUACCUGCGGUCCCAUGAUCAGCUGUCGUGUCAUCUCUCACAACCCGACUGUCACGGCCGAGAUCGCAUUUGAAAACAAAUUCUCAGCUCAGAAUUUGGUCGCCAAUUUCCACAACCAACGGGCUGAUGGACGCCUGCUAUCCAUGACUCUUCAACCGGGUGGGUCUCCUCUCAGCACGACUCACAACCCCUACAACGACCUGCGCGCAAAGGCCGAUCGCGAGCGACAGAAACGUCGAGCAGACCCUGAUGUGCAAAAUGGUAACUACGGGUUCGGAAAUGACGGUUCUCCUCGUUCUCAUAAGUCUUCGUCGGGAUUGUACAGUGACGAAAUGAUGAUGGACGAUGCGCCAGCUUCACGCAAGACUCAAGGUCGACGAUAUCAUUAA